AAAACAUUGAUGACGGGGACGGGCCAAUAUUCAAUUCCAGAGCCGAGCCAAUAUAAAAAGUGGAGAUUGGAAUCCUCGCGCUGGUUUGAAUUUGCACUCCACACUCACAAUACACUGAUACAGUAAUACUAAUAGCAUACAUCAGUUUAUAUCAGGUCUGGGGUUUUGUCGAGGAAAAGAAACCCUAAAUACCUUCAAAGUUCGAGAUUAUACGAAAAUGGAAGUGUCAGAUCCUGGUUUCCCCGUACGCAACACCAUGUUCAGUCUGAAUAUCAAGGAGCACAAGACGGAUAUUGUAAUAAGCAGCUACGAAGAUCAUUUUCUUGUUAUUGCAACUCAGAUUGGAAGCAUGGGAACAAUAUUGCAUGCUAGGAAAGAGGAAGGUGUUUCAGUUGAUCCAACUUUCAGUGUCCGUGUGGUAUUAGGUAAAAGAGAUGAGCCCAUGCUAAUCACUUGUGCUCGGCAAUUAAUUGAACACAUAAGUAAAUCUGGAUCGUCAAAAGCAUUAGUGCUGUCCCUUGGUCUCCGAGACCAUUCCAGGGAGACACUCAAGGGCAUAGUUUCUGCUGUAAUUGAGAAAUUUGCCGAGGUAACUUGAUGUGAUUAGAGCAACUGUUCUAAUUUUAAAAAAAAAAAUUGACUUGUCUGGUAAUGUAAACAUGUAGAAUUGCCCGGUCUGCAUAAUUUCUUUGCUUUUGUUCUCUUUUUUUGUCAGUGAGACAUUAGUCAGAUCACUCUCACCACUUGACAUCCAUACUUGAAGUAGCAUAUAUUGAGCUGUAACAAAGUUAUUUACAACAGAA
This is a messenger RNA of Sesamum indicum (sesame), 803 nucleotides long. RefSeq names its product proteasome assembly chaperone-like protein. The record is from RefSeq and is a predicted model, not a curated record. Gene Ontology annotation, biological process: proteasome assembly. Lineage: Eukaryota; Viridiplantae; Streptophyta; Magnoliopsida; Lamiales; Pedaliaceae.